UUCAUUGUUAGGGAAAGGUUUUUUAUGAAUCGAGGGACCAAUUCAAACCGGGUUAUUUAAUUGAAUCACCUGUUUGAAUUGCUCUGUAAUUAAUAAUACAAAGCCAAGGCUUAUUGCAGCGGAGAGUGCUCAGACAGAUUAUCUUUAGACUCGCGUUGGACGAGGUCCUCGAAGGUGGUUCUAAAUCUUGCCUUGUGGAAUUACCCUUCUGAAGGAUUUAGCAUUUUUAUUGUGCAUUAUUUUACAUGCCUCCAUUAAAAUACUGAGCUUAGGCGAAGCGACCCUGAGUGUUAUGUGUUAUGAGAGAAAUCUCCAGGUUACUGAUGGCAGUUGAAGUCGGUGUGUGUCAAAGGAGGAUGCCUGUGUAUUCUUCUGGCAGUAUGUCAUGCACAGAAGGGAGAUAGUCUAUGGCUGGUGUAUGUCUACUGUAGGAUGCUUGUCUAUUUGCACUGUUGUUAUGUGCACAAAUCUAUUCAUAUGGGUGUAUCUGUGUGCAAGCAGAGCAGGGUUGUGUAUUUAUAUUCACUGGAACAUUUGCCUUUAAGGGACUAUGUGCGUAUUUGUUUGUUUUUUUUGUCGUGUGUUUCAAAAGGAGAGUGUUCACGUGUUUGUUUGGGAUGAUAAUGCCUGCGGGAGGUAAUGUGUGCCUGUAAGAGCGCGUGCGUUAGGUGUGUUCUUCCACGCUCCCUAUGGUGAGGGAACAUAAAUGCUGCUGUCUGAUUGGCCGGCGAUGACGACAUGAUGCAUGGCUGCUGGCUGGAUCAGGGGUUUUUGAACUAAAGGAACCUGCUGGGAGGAGGGUGGUAUCAGAGGGCCCAUGUUGUGUCAGAGAAGUGGCGGAAACGCGGCGAAUGUGGGCGCGGAGAGGACCGGUGCUCUGUGGGAACUGGCUGUACCCUUCAGACUCCUUCACUGUCUAAUCGGCUCCUUUCAGCUUACUCUGCAGCUGCAGCUGACCCUGAGCGCAGUGGAGGUCACAUGAUCUCGACGGACGACGCAGAGUACCCGCGGGAGUACCGCACGCUGGGGAACGGCACGCGCCGCUUCUCCAACGUGGGCCUGGUGCACACCUCGGAGCGCCGGCACACCGUCAUCGCCGCGCAGAGCCUGGAGGCGCUCGGCAGCCUGCAGAAGGCCGACAUGGAGCGCAAGCGCGACGUCUUCCUGGACCACCUGAAGAACAAGUACCCGCCCCAGCACCCGCCCUCCCCCUCCCAGUCCCACGGCAGCAUGAGGGGGGCUCCUGACCGCACCCGCGAGCAGCAACAGCCGAACUACUGGAGCUUUAAGAGCCGGAGCCCUCGACACUCCCAGUCCACGCAGUCGGGCCUGGCCGACCAGGCCGCCAAGCUGUCCUUCGCCUCGGCCGAGUCGCUGGAGACCAUGUCGGAGGCCGACAUCCCGCUCGGCUUCAACCGCAUGAACCGCUUCCGGCAGAGCCUGCCCCUGUCGCGCUCGGCCAGCCAGACCAAGCUGCGCUCGCCAGGGGUGCUUUUUCUGCAGUAUGGGGACGAGACGCGGCGGGUGCACAUCACCCACGAGCUGAGCAGCCUGGACACGCUGCACGCCCUCAUCGUGCACAUGUUCCCGCAGAAGCUGACCAUGGGCAUGCUCAAGUCGCCCAACACCGCCAUCCUCAUCAAGGACGAGGCGCGCAACGUCUUCUACGAGCUGGAGGACGUGCGCGACAUCCAGGACCGCAGCAUCAUCAAGAUCUACCGCAAGGAGCCCAUCUACGCCUCCUACCCCGCCGCCCACCUGGCCAACGGGGACCUGCGGAGAGAGAUGGUGUACACGUCUCGGGACUCCUCCCCCACGCGGCGGCUCAACAGCGGGCCGGCGUCGGCCUCCCCGCCCUCGGCGUCGCCCUCCCGCUCCCGGCUCUCGUACGGCGGGGGCCGCCCGCCCUCCUUCGUGGGGCCGGCCCAGGCGCACCCCCACGCCCAGCACCACCCGCCCUCCUCGGGCCACCCCCACGCCCUGCCCCACCCCCACCCCCACCCCCACCACGCCCCCCCGGCGGGCCUCUCGCCGUCGCCCAGCGCCAUCCUGGAGCGGCGCGACGUCAAGCCGGACGAGGAGGUGACGUCCAAGAACAUGGUGCUGCUGAAGAACGAGGGCCUCUACGCCGACCCCUACGGCCUGGUGCACGAGGGCCGCCUGAGCAUCGCCUCCACGCAGUCGCUGGCCGCCAUCGGCGACCCCUUCGCCUUCCCGGUGUCCGGCGGCCUGUACCGCCGCGGCUCCGUCCGCUCGCUCAGCACCUACUCGGCCGCCGCCGCCGCCCUGCAGGGGGAGCUGGAGGAGGCCCUGUACAAGCCCGGCGGCCCGCUGUACCCCGACGCCUACGCCUCCACGCUGGGCGUGGGCUUCCGCAUGCCCCCCUCGUCCCCGCAGAAGGUCCCGGAGGCGCAGCUGCGGGACCGGGACUCGUACUCCGGGUCGCCCGGCCGCGGCUCCCCCGUGCGCCAGGCCUUCCGGAAGGACUCCUCGUCCUCCGUCUUCGCCGAGAGCCCCAAGUCCCGCGCCGCCUCCGGCUCCGACCCGCUCUGCGGGGCCGUGCUCCCCGGGGGGGAGAUGAACCGGGGGACCACGGGGACGCCGGGCUACAACUCCCCGCUGCCCGGCAACGAAACAGAGACCCGGGAGCGGAUGGAGGCGAUGGAGAAGCAGAUCGCCAGCCUCACAGGCCUGGUGCAGAGCGUGCUGACCAGAGCGCCAGACAGCGACAGCGCCGAGAAGACCGAGUCCGCCAACGACUGCUCGGGCGCAGGAACUGGACGGAUAAAAAAAAGGAAAGCCCUGACGCCGUCGGCGCCUCUGGCCCUGAUGCCGCCCCCCCCUGCCGGAGCCGCGCAGGCCACCACCGUCACGCGCUUGCAGAUGCAGCUGCACCUGCACGACCUGCAGCACAACGCCACCGAGCUGCGCGACCAGCUGUCCCAGCUGCGCAAGAUGCAGCUCCAGAACCAGGACUCAGUGCGGUCGCUGCUGAAGCGGACGGAAACAGAGAUCAGCGUGCGAGUGACGGAUGCACUACGCAAACAGGAGGACCCCCUGCAAAGGCAGCGCCUCCUGGUGGAGGAGGAACGACUGAAGUACCUGAACGAGGAGGAGCUGAUUAUUCAGCAGUUGCAUGACCUGGAGAAAUCUGUGGAGGAGAUCCAGAAGGACUCGUCAGUGAACCACCGGCUGGUGACGGCGCAGGAGCUGGAGGAGAAGGCCACAGUGCUGAGGAAGCUGGGAGAAACGCUCACCGAGCUUAAGAACCAGUUCCCCAGCCUACAGAGUAAGAUGCGGGUGGUGUUAAGGGUGGAGGUGGAGGCGGUCAAGUUCCUCAAGGAGGAGCCACAUAGGCUGGACGCCUUACUGAAACGCUGCAAGACGGUCACAGACACGCUGACCACCCUGCGCAGGCAAGUGAAUGAGGGAACAUGGAAGAGCCAGGAGGACUUUGCAAGCUCGUUGCCCAAGCAGGGGGACGAAUUUAGCAAGAGUGCAGACUUUGACAUUCCUACCAGCCCUCCUCUCAGCCUCAACAGCCUGGGGGGCAGCACCAGCCUCUCCAACUGGACCCCUCACUCCAGCCCCAGCCAAGGCAACCCCUCGGGUCUGCACCACGACCCCCAGCCCCCGGGGUCCCUGAAGAACCGGGCCCUGGACGAUCUGUCGGGCCGCCGGGGCGUAGACAAAUCGGUGUCGGCGGAGGUCAGACUGGCCGCUGAGCGGGACUGGGAGGAGAAGCGGGCGAACCUGACGCAGUACAGCGCCCAGGACAUCAACCGGCUCCUGGAGGAGACGCAGGCUGAACUCAUGAAGGCCAUACCGGACCUGGACUUUGCAGCCAAGCAGAUCAACAAGCCCUCGGCGAUCCCCGUGUCCCAGAGCGGCAACACCACCCCGGAGCUCCGCCCAAACAAGCCCCAGCACUCCACCCACAAGCUGUCCAGCAAGGAGCCCGGCUCACGGCGUGGCUCUGACGAGCUGAUGGUGCCUCGGUAUCGCACGGAGAAGCCCUCCAAGUCGCCCCCGCCCCCGCCACCCCGCCGUAGCUUCCCAUCGUCCCACGGGCUCACCACCAACCGCAGCGGGGAGGUCAUCGUCACCAGCAAGACCAUCAAGAAGUCCGAGUCGGAGGAGACGGAGACCCAGAAACCCCACGUCAAGCUGCGGCGGACCGUCUCCGAGGCCCCGCGGCCCGCCUCCACCCCCCCUGUCAUCGCCGCGUCGGGGGUCAAGGAAGAUGACGACGAGGAGAAGAUCAUCGCCGAGCUGGAGGUGUUUCAGAGAGCCCCAAUUAGAGUCAAAGUGUCCCCUCCCCACUCCCUGCCCAGCACCCUGCGCAGGACCAGUACCCCUCCCUCCAGCCUGGACCUGUGGCCCUCAGGGGCCACGGGAAGGAAGACCGCUAACAGCUCCCCCGGCCCUGGAAAAUCCCUGCACUCCUCCGCUGCCUCCCGUCUCAAGCACCUGCAGCAGACCAGCCCGGAAAAGAACAAGGCAAGCAAGGACUUCCUGAAGAUCCAGGGCCAGCAGCAGGCUCUGAGCGGCAGCAGCAGUAGCCUAUCAGAGCUGCGGAACGUCGCCUUCUCGAGCCGCUCGCUCUCGGCCCUGCCCCCGUCCACCGCCGCCAUCGCCCCGGGCCUGAAGAGGUACCCCCAGGAGGGGGCGCUCUCCUCGUCCCUGCCGGCCUCCUCCGGCUCAGCUGAGGCUCUGCUGUCCAGCCUGUCGGCAUCGGGCCUGAGCGCGGAGGCCCUGCUCUCCCCCGCCUUCCGCCAGCGGCUGCUCAGAGAGACGCACCCCUUCCCGGCCCCGCCGCCCGGCGGGCGCGCGACGAACGCCGCCGCGACCGCCUCCUCGCCCACCUCCACCAGCCCCUCCUCCUCCUCUUCGCCGUCCUCGCCCACGCAGCUGACCCCGCUAACCCUGUCCUCGCUGGGCCUCAAGCCCUCCGGCCGCGGCCUCCAAUACUGCAGCCUCAACAGCUUCAAGGAGCACGGCGGCAAGAGCUGCCCAAACCCGGCUCCCAGUGAGCAGAGAGGAUCAUGGGACAUCAAAACUUCAGAAUGAAGCCCAAAAAAUAUACAUGAAAAAACACAGGACAUGUGACAGCCCUGUCCAGUCCAACACAGAAGGGACCAUCGGCAAAGCAUUGGACGAUCCCUCCAGAUCUUUUCCCUCUUGUGUAUUUUUGUCUUUUUUGGUGCUGUUUCCUGGUUUCACUCUCUUUAUGAUUCAGACUUUUCAGUGAGGGGCAAUUUAACCGCUGAACUCCGUGAGCCUGCUGGAAGAGUCACAUUCCCAGGACAGUCCCCCUCAGUCUGGUCCCCUGUGAGAGUUAACAACAGUCAUAAGCUAACCUGCAGGCGUGUGCCCUCUCCACUGCCAACUGCUCACAAAUCCUCAGGCCUGCCGCUUCUGUAUUUCGGUUCUGUGCGCGGUCCAGUCGGUUGAACCGCGUGCUAUAAACCGGUCGGCCGUUCCCUCCUUUAGCCGUACCGCUGGUUCCUCACCAUGGCAACUGUAGGUUCAGAAUGUCACUGCCAGCUGCCCUUAGAGGUAUGGAUAUGCAGAAUCAAUCCAACAUAAAAUCCUUUGUGGAAAAUGCCCAGCCCAUUCACCUUAGCCAAAUUUCAUACAGUACAAUGCAACCUAGCUUCUAUCUCUUCAAGAUACUAUUUUCUACUUGCGAGGAAUAUUUAAAAAAAAAUAGUUGCAAUAAUCAGAUUCAGUGAUUGUGCUAUGAGAUUCAUAUCAUUUUUUCUACUGCAAAAAGGUGAACCAACAAGAGAGGACAGUUUUACAUUUUUUUCAACAUUAAUCAAUUCUUCAUAGUCUGUUGAAAAACUGGUGCUAGUCAACAUUUCUCUCAAAACUGUGCUGCUAAGCAAAAGUGGUAAUGGUCUGGGUAACUCACUUACCGUCCAGAUGACUGAAAGGUAUGCAAAUAAUGAAGAACGAGCAGGAGUUAGGACAAUGGAAUGAGGACUUAAAGGGACAGUAGUCCUAUGUUGCUGUUGCUUUUUGGAGAUGUUUGAGAACGUUACAGAAAAUAACCAAUGCAUACGUUUAAAGGUAAAUGGAUAUACAAAUACUAGGUAAAUAAGCUUGCUGUUGUUUAAUUAUGAUGUGGAUAAAAGAUUGAUUAUGAUGUGGAUAUAAGACAGUAAAACUAUAGAGUGUAGAGUGAAACUAUUAGACAAUCAGUGUUUUUGGGACCAGUGGGGCAGGAGUGGCAUUUGGACCGUCUGGCAGGUAGUGAUAUCUGUCCAUGGUACACACGCAGUCACACCCAAGCCCAUAAUUUUAUCCCCCUACCACCAGGUCAUUGACAGUCUAUGAUACCGAUUUUAUUAUGUGAGAAACUGGAAAAUGCAGGUUCUUGGUGCAUCCACAGUAUGCAGAAUCAUAUUUCAGAGAAGACAUAAAUGUGAUGCUUUCUUGUUUGCUGCAGUCUGCCUCUGUAAACAUGAACUCACAGUUGCUUUCCCUUACUUUUUCAAAGGGUAGGAGGUCAUAGGAGAUUAGAGAGAGAGAGGGAGAGGGAGGGGGGACAUGACUAGAGUAAAUAGGGCUGAAAUUGCAGCCUUGGCUGGUGUGUUGCUGGUAGGUGCAGUAUUUUGUGGUUCUGCCAGUGUAAUGCAGUGAAAGGAGGAUCUCUGUGACUAUCGAUGCUUCUCAAACUCUUCUCACCACGAGACCACUCCUUCCUUGACACUGUAGACAAUGUUCACUGCAGGCGAGCAAACUGGACCUCUGGUUUUAAAGUGGAUGUUUUUUCUUGACGAACUAGGUCGGUGUUUACUAUGGGAAAUGGAAGUUUGUGACCACAAUGGAAAAAAUAUUGCUCCUGUUGUGUCAAGGCACAAGCAACACGUCGUUACUAAUUUUCGCCUUCAUGUUUGACUGGGUUGUUCAUUCUCUGUUGUGUGUUUGCAGAAUUGAUUAACUGCGGCGCGAAACGAAACACGAAAGCUGAUAGGAGGGGCAGUAUCGCCCGAGAUGUCCUGGAAAUGAUUUGGCAUGCCGUGUGAAGCAUUUCAAAACAAUUUACACGGCAACACCGGUGCUGUUAAGAGCAAUUUUUUUUUUUUUGCUGUACGAGGCUAUUAGGUACAGUGUGUCGUCCGAACAAUGGGGAAGAAAGGCGGGGGUUUUUUUUGUUUGUGAGAAAGUUAUUGUAACAGGGAUGGCUCAUUUCUUUCAAUAGCAAAUACCUACCAUUAAUAACAAGAACAAACGACACAUUCAGAACUUCUCUUGCCUCUUUCCUAUUAUGAUUUAAAUAUGCACGCGGCUGCUGUAGGUGGAGCGUCGCCUGAGUAAUGGCCGCUCGUGCUUCUCCAGUUCGGUCAUUGGCCCUGACUUCGACCGCACGUCCGCGACUCGCUCGAAGGGCGCGCGACGGUGCCUGUCUCUCACGCUUUUCGGAGAUCUCACCGCAGCUGCCGCCGGGCGACUGUCCGUCUCCCCGUUGCUCCGACCCGCAGCUUCGUUCCGAAACGGCGACGCGUGAACGUGUCACAGUGAUAGGUGUCAGCGGGGGCCUGUAUUGAUGUGGGAAGAUGGAGUGGCUUUGGCGUACGUCUGCGUGAUGAGCUGUACGGACGUGGCUCCCCAGAGAAGGGAGUAGCGUCGGCCCGCCCUCUGUGUCCGUCUGUCCCGGACCGGCUGAGCCCUGUUAGAAUGUCAUGGUGAAAUAUCAGCGGUUGCCCCUGCCCCGCCCCGCCCCGCCCCACCACCCGCUGUAAAUGGCUUGAAGCUGGCUUGUGUGAACUGCCCCAACAGGGGGUAGGUCUAUGGUGUUGUGGGGGGGGGGGGGGGGGUGCAUUUGUUUUGACUGACAGUCGCACAAAGGAUGGGAAAGUCUAGAGCGCUGCAACUCUCAGCUUUCAGGGAUCAAAAAGAACGGGUGGACGACCGAGUCGUUCCGCGGAAGAAACAAAACUGCGCUGGAGAUCUCGCUGUUUCACAGCCUGAAUCCCGUCGUGGCUCCUGUGGACCCAAUACAGUGAGCGCACGCUCGCCACUCUUCCUGUCCUGUCCCCUCUUUUAUGCAAGUUCAGGGCUCGCUUCACAGAAUGCUCAGCUAAUGCCGAUGCCGGACGCUGGCUGAAGCUGGUAGAGCUCCACCUAGGGUUCUCUUAGUGUAAUGACACGAAAGAGAUCCACUGAUUUAUGCAGCUCCGCACACACACACACACACACGCAUAACGCGAACCGCUCAAUUCAACACCCUGCGAGAAAGACUAAUUCAGCUCUGCAGCCAUCUGGGAGCAGCUACAAGUCCACAGAUACCUUAGACUUUUCUUGCAUUAAUGGAGGGAGAAGUUUUCAAUACUGUAGACAUAGAAAACUAGAGGGGGAGCAAAAGAACCGGAACCAAGCCUUCAGUUUGGCCUGUGUGUUCCCUCUCCAAUCAAGCACAUAUAGAUAAUUUAAUACAAAGAGUUGAUACAAAAAAAAAAAACUAAAAGAAGUAUAUAGAAUUAUAAAUAUAUCUUUAGUGAGAUGUUUGUGUAUGAAAUUAAUAUAUAGUGUGAAGAAAUGUGUGCUAUAUAGGUUAAAUAUUAUACAAUGUCAAAUGAGAUCCUCAUCUGUUUGUUUUUUUAUACACAAUACGUAUGCUUUUUUGUACAGUUUUUUUAUUCUUGAAAAGGUACACCAUUUUAGCAAAUAAUUUUACUCGCAAAUGAGACAUUUUUAUUGAAUCAGCUAACAUUUUUAUAUUUAGUUGGAAAUAUAUAAUAAGUGCAUAUGUAAUAUAUAAACAGUUGUGUCUAUCGUAUUUUUUUUUUUUUUUCGAAGUAUGGGUUGAUUUGAAGUGCUUUGUUUGUUUCAGUUGGUUUGUUCUAGAAUUUCUGUGGACUCAUUGUCAUCGAGCAAUAUGAUUUCACAGAAGUCUCCGAAAGUGCUACUUUGUGUCUUCUGCUUUUGUUGUGCCAGUGUUGUCUUUCAUUUUAAAACAAGAGGCGAGGAUAUGGCGGUGUGGUUUCGGAAAAGGGGUUUUAAAAGCACGGGGCUCAGAGUCCCUGUGUCUUUACCCAGCCUGCCUAUGCUUUAUGAGAGAGGCAAGGCCAACUGCAAUAACAAGCAAAAACUGAAGCAACACGUGUAAUAAUGGCUGUGAGGAACAGUGUAACAGAGGGCAGCGAACAGUUAAUGAGUGUUUCUGAGUUGCGGGUAUCAGGGAAAUAAUGGUCCCUGAACACAGAGAAUGAGGAAGCUGACCGGUGAACCCCCAAAAAAAACACUCCCCAGUGUCAGUGUAUUCUCGUGACCUUCCUGCGAUGUUCUUUCAACCUGAUGACAUCGCAGUGAUGUCAUGCGAACAAGCGUCUUAUGAGACCUGGAGCGUCAGAUGCACGGAGGCCCACAUCACUGUUCUGUGUGUCUGUCUCUCUCCUUUUUCUGCACUGCCAUUCCCAACCUGCACAAUGUACACUUAGCACAGAGGCCCCUGCUGCUUCCAGCAAACAACCUUAGAUUUAAAUUUUGAUUUCAAGACCUUUUCUCUGCUGUAAGUACUGGAUAAUUGUAAAAAAAAUAAUAAUAAUUGGCCUCUUCAAGCUUCUAAUAAUUUUUCUUCAUCGGCUUUUUUCCUUUUCCCAUGCCCCACUUUUAUCUCUCCCACUGCUUUCGCACAAAAUGGACUCUGCUUUUAUAGUUCUUGUCCAUUACAACAGGACACAACAAUAUAGCCUCUAAAAUUCCUUCAUAAGCUGUUUAUGUGAGAUAUAGGCAGAUGUCUCAUUGUUAUUCUUGAGUAAGAGUACAACAUGUGAAACUUGAGCACUUUGGCCGAGGCUGUUUUCUGCACCGAUUGUUGUGAACCGGGUGUAGUUUGGGUCCCCCAGAUUCUGGCCAUCAGCUUUUUGACACUGUUCCACGCACUGGUCAGAAGUCCAGUUCGCAGACCAGGAGCUCCUCUAGGGGACACAGCCACAGCAAACCAUUCCUCUGGCUAAACAAUAACAGAGGUAUUGUUUUCAGCUCUACAAAAACUGAUGCGCUUUAUACUGAUGGGCAGCGUGGGCCAUUGGAGGAGGGGUGUUCCCCUUUACCGAUGAGUUCACCCCGAAUGACCCUGAGCACACGGGGGGCACAACUGAGAGCACAUUUUACACCCCUCUCCCAAUCACUCCCUGUCCAAGGGCAACUGAUGGAAUAAGCUGUCUUUGGCAGAGUUAUUAUUUCAAAUUUUUAUUUUUAAAAUGAAACAAGAAAUAUAUAUAUAUAUUAUAUCUAUAUAUGUAUACACAUAUUUUUCAUGACGUCUAUGGUUAAUUUGAAGGUUUCUACAUGAAUGUGUGGGUGUUCAAGCUCAUGGCAUCAAAAGAGAAAUAAAUUUGUAUAUAGACUGAAUCGUUCUAGAGAGGGAAUCUACAGUUUGAUGUCCAGAUUUUUUUUUUAAACAAACCGAAAGGAAAAAAAGUCUCAAAUAAUGCAUGUAUAUUCCAAGCAAUUGCACGGUGCAGUCAAAAAAAAAGUCUACAGUAUGUUUUUUUAAAUAAAUGUAAGUUCAAAAAGAUCAAAUACUGUAGAGAGAAAUAAUCUUUUUUAAUUAUACCAUGUGUUUGUGGAUCAGGCAUGAUGAGUUUUAUUGUGGUCUGUAAUAUUAAGAAAAAGAGUGGUGGAUUCAAUAAAGAUGAGACCAAGAAGGUUUGAGACCUUUACCAUCAACCAACCGACUGUGUUUUUCUGAGUGAUGCUUCCAUUUGUAGACUAGUGAUUUUAUGAACAACAAAAAAUACAAAAAUAAAACUAUGAAAACUAACUAACUAAUCAGUGUGGAUGCCAUGAUAUUCUGUGAGAAAUGUGCUUCUUUUGUGAGAAAACUGAAGACAGAGACUGUGUCUUUUGUACAUAAUUGCUGUGUUUGUGUGACUAAUUGCGGCUCUCUUGUACAGUCAAGUCAUGGGUUCUUAAUUGUGAACAAGCACAGUGUUCAUUUGUCCAUUUCACUGCUGUGCAGACAGAUGCACGGCUCGUCCAAUCACAGUGAUGUAUCUUGGUACAUUCCAUAUCAGCACCAUGUUGCUGAAACCAUUCAUCCAGAAAUCAUAAGGGAAACUAACAAUUUCCCAUUUAGCCAUUUUCACUUCAAAGAUGACUGUAAAGACCUUAAUAAAAAUAUAUCUGUAAA
Molecule: messenger RNA, 11146 nt
Organism: Anguilla anguilla (European eel)
Lineage: Eukaryota; Metazoa; Chordata; Actinopteri; Anguilliformes; Anguillidae
Product: SRC kinase signaling inhibitor 1-like
Exons: 20
Coding region: 979-5070 (1363 amino acids)
Biological process (GO): regulation of dendritic spine morphogenesis
Cellular component (GO): postsynaptic density; actin cytoskeleton; cytoplasm
Source: RefSeq, a predicted model, not a curated record